UGGAGAAGCCAGAUGAGGCCUAUCACUGGCAGAAACACAUGCCAAAGCCAAAAGAAAGGGUGUCUGUUAAAAGAACCUUAAAGGAACAUUCAUACAACCAUGUUUUUCACACAGUAAUUGCAAUUACAAUGUAAACACUUGGUUACUUGAAACCUGAGUUACAUGUCAGCUACUCCAAACCAAACUUUUCAGCAUAGACUUCCUCAGUUCAGCGAUCCAUGAAACUGUCUUCAACUUGGCCUUUAAGCCUCUCAGUGGUGCAUUCAUUGCUGUCGUGAUCUAGUCCAUCCACCUUGCUGCUGGUUGUCCUCUUCUCUUUCCUUCAACUUUUCCCAGCAUUAUAGACUUUUCAAGGGAGCUGGGUCUUUGCAUAAUGUGUCCGAAGUAUGGUAGUUUUCACAAUUCUAGCUAGCCUUUAUAUAGUGCUUUGAGUAUUCAGAGGGCUUUGUGUGCAUUAUUAUAGUAAUCCUCACAACAACUCUGCAAAGUAUCCCAUUAUUAUCAUACUACAGAUGAGAGAGUAGCUUGGCUAAGAUGAUCUGCUGGAUUCAUGGGUGAGGUGAUGUUUGAAAAAUGGAUUUCACAGUUCACCCUCUUAAGGUGUGUUCUGACAUCAUGUAGAAUCAUGGUUUAUUUUGACUAAAGUUUAUUUAACAAAUCUCUAUUCAUGCCACAAGUGGUCAAUAGAUCUUGGCUUGUUUAGUCAUAUUGUCGUUUAUUUAAGUUCCAUCCUUUUGUUUUUAGCCUCCAUGAUCUGGACUUGCUUUUCUCUUUGUGAGAGCCCUGCAAGGGCAUAGUUCCUGAAGCAAACUAGGAUUAAAUCACGAUUGUGGCUCAGAUUUCACACAAGACCAUGGAUAGGACAAACAAGGCAACUUUAAACCUUGAGUUCAGACUGUAGUUUGACUGCCCAAAUAAAACCAUGAUUUGUUGACUGGCAUGGUUUCAGAAUACACACUAACCAUAGUUAGACAAAUCCUUUUUCCUUGACAGGAAAAUUACUUCCUUUUCCAUUUCAAGUUUUCUUCUCUGCUUAGUUAAACUUAGUAGAGUUCAAGAAUAGACUGAUCUUCUUUCCUAAUUGAAUCACCAUAAUCCACCAAUGUGUGUUAAAUUUAAACAGCAAGAGUGCAUACUUAGGAUCCCUUAACAGUUGGCGUAGCAAAUCUGUGUAAAGCAAUCUCAUGUGUACUCUUGUUUAAGAACAUAUGAAGUGCCUUACUGUAUCAGAGUGAAGUCCACCUAGUGAAACAUUCUUUACAAGAAUCCAAGCAGGUAUUUGGUAAUCCACUAGACGUUGACCAGUCCAGUGGACUGUAGUCUACUGUCCGUCCACUCCUGUUUUAAUUUUUUUAAAUUCACCUCUUGCUCCUCUCACCGUUCAUCUACAUGCCUAUGCACAAAAAUUGCGCACAGAAAAAACCCCACUGUCAUAAAAGCGCACAAGAAAAAUGCCCACAUGGAAAAAUACACACAUAUAUAUUAUGCUCCAACGCAAUAAUUUUCUGUGUGGGCAUUUUUCUAUGUGGGCAUUUUUCAGUGUGAGUGAUUUUACAUGUGGGCAUUUUUUGUUGCAAGCAGUGUUCCGUGUGCGCAUUUUUCUUGUGCGCAUUUAUGACAGUGGUGUUUUUUCUGUGCACAAUUUUCUUGUGGGCUUUUUUCAUGUGCGUUUUUUUCAUAGAACCCUUUAAAAGACAUUGGCUGACAUCCAGACUAGCACUAGCAGUGCUGACUUCCUCACUAAUGCUUCACUGUUGCAUGAGCAGGGGAAAGUAUGAUUUUUGUCAAUCUCCCCUUUGCUCUGAAACCCACUAAGCAUAAUAAAAGCAUGUCCCUCAGAAUCACGCGAUAAAUAACCUCUCCUUUGGUUUAUCUAGAGCGACUCUCUAAUUUUCUGUGAUGCACUUGCUUGUGACAUGCUAUGGUCUAGAUCAGGGGUUCCUAUCUUUGUGUCCCCAGAUGUUGGACUACAACUAUCAACAUCCCCAGCCACAAUGGACCCCCAGUAGGCAUAUGGAUGCUGGGAGUUGUAGUCCAGCAACUAGAUUGCGUAGACUGAUCUUGGAGGAACUGAUGAGAGUAGUCCUGCCUUUGGGUAAGAGGUUGGAUUGGGUGGUCUUUGGGUCAUUCCCCCUCUUUUAAAUGAUCCCAGCCACACAGCACAGGAGGAAGGCAAACAAUCCCAGGAUCUUCCAGGACUGUACCUAUUGUACAGUUAGACUUUGCUUCUUGUCUUAACUCUGUAUUCUCUUGCUUUGUGGUGCUUAUUUUUUAUACUGAUCCGUUUUUAACUGUGCAAUUUUGAAUUGAUUAUUAUUAUUGAUUGCACUGUUUUUAUUCUGUAAGCUGCAUUGCAAGGCAGUGUAUAAAUAUGUAAAGUGAAUGAUAAGCAUAAACCUUGGAAUGACCUUAGAAGCACUAACAAACUCUUUAUUUGAAAUUAUUUGAAUUUUGUUGUGAUUCUAGGAAGUGAGCUUGACCUUGCAGGUCCAGACAGUCCUUGCAAAAACGACUAGAAUAACUUAAAUUGCUGAUAAAUGUGAAAGCAUCAGCUUUCUCCUCGUGUUUGGUUGCUUGAUUUUGUCAGUAUUUUCUACUAUUCCUGAACAUACAUGGCUUGCCACUAGUUGCCUCUUCAUUCUGUCGUCUCCCUUGCUGCUUCAGCUCCCGUAGCUCUUCCAUAUACCAUGGAGCUGAUUUUGGUCGGAAAUGACGCUUAGGAGCGAUUGUGUCUACUGACCUGGAGUCUGUCAUGAUUGUUGUCUUUGGUUUUGAAUUUAUUGUACGCAUCUGGUCUGCUGGCUGCUGUUGUCGAUACCGUGGAUGGCAAGGAAGGUUGCGAUUCGCAAGGAAACCAUUCUGUGUAAUAGACAUCAUUGUUCUCAUCGCUUCAAUAGCAGUUGUUUCUGCAAAAACUCAGGGUAACAUUUUUGCAACAUCAGCACUGAGAAGUCUUCGUUUCCUACAGAUCCUUCGUAUGGUGCGCAUGGACCGAAGAGGAGGGACUUGGAAAUUGUUAGGUUCAGUGGUUUAUGCACAUAGCAAGGAAUUAAUCACAGCCUGGUACAUCGGAUUUUUAGUACUCAUUUUUUCAUCUUUCCUUGUCUAUCUGGUGGAAAAAGAUGCAAAUGCUCAAUUUUCUACAUAUGCAGAUGCUCUGUGGUGGGGCACAAUCACAUUGACAACAAUUGGUUAUGGAGAUAAAACUCCUCUUACUUGGCUAGGAAGGCUGCUUUCUGCUGGAUUUGCAUUGCUUGGCAUUUCUUUCUUUGCAUUACCUGCUGGCAUUCUUGGGUCAGGAUUUGCAUUAAAAGUGCAGGAGCAGCAUCGUCAGAAACAUUUUGAGAAAAGAAGGAAUCCUGCUGCCAGUUUAAUUCAAUGUGUAUGGCGUAGUUAUGCGGCUGAUGAGAAAUCGGUUUCCAUUGCUACCUGGAAGCCUCAUUUGAAGGCCUUGCAUACCUGCAGCCCUACAAAGAAAGAACAAGGGGAAACAUCUAGCAGUCAAAAGCUAAGCUUUAAGGAACGGGUACGGAUGGCUAGCCCAAGAGGACAGAGUAUCAAGAACAGGCAACCUUCGGUUGGUGACAGAAGAUCACCAAGUACUGACAUUACUGCAGAGGGCAGCCCAACAAAAGUACAGAAGAGCUGGAGCUUCAAUGACCGAACACGCUUCCGACCUUCCCUGCGUUUGAAGAGUUCACAGCCAAAGCCAGUGCCAGAUACUGAUGCCACUCUUGGUACAGAUGAUCUAUAUGAUGAGAGAGGUUGCCAGUGUGAUGUAUCAGUAGAAGACCUCACGCCAGCACUCAGAACAGUUAUACGAGCUAUCCGAAUCAUGAAAUUUCAUGUUGCCAAAAGGAAGUUUAAAGAAACUUUGCGUCCCUAUGAUGUCAAAGACGUCAUUGAACAAUAUUCAGCAGGCCACUUGGAUAUGUUGUGCAGAAUUAAAAGUCUUCAGUCACGGGUUGACCAGAUUCUUGGAAGAGGACAAAUUACUUCCGACAAAAGAAGUCGAGAGAAAAAUACGGUGGAGAAUGAGACAGCGGAUGAUCUUAGCAUGCUUGGGCGCGUAGUCAAGGUGGAAAAACAGGUCCAAUCAAUAGAGUCAAAAUUAGACUCGCUGUUAGAUAUUUAUCAACAGGUCCUGAAGAAAGGAUCUGUAUCUGCACUGACUUUGGCUUCAUUUCAAAUGCCACCUUUUGAAUGUGAUCAGACUUCUGACUAUCAAAGUACUGCAGAUAGCAAAGAUUUGUCUAAUUCUGCCCAGACUAGUGGAUGUGUAUCCAGAUCAACCAGUGUCAACAUGCCAUGUGGCCUACAGCUUAUACUGACACCAAAUGAAUUUAAUCCUCAAGCUUACUAUGCUUUUAGUCCAACUAUGCAUAGUCAAGCCACACAGGUGCCAAAUGAUGGACCUGCAAAUCUAUCAGCUAACAAUGCACUAAACCAAAUAAACCAGAUACCUAAGUCAACAGCACCUACAACAUUACAGAUACCCCCCUUUUCAUCAGUAAAGCAUAUUAAUAGGCUGGAGCCUAUGCAUAUUAUUCCUAUGAGCACACAGGAAAAUACUUCUGAUGUCACCGCUUGCCUUGUAGCUUCAAAGGAUAAUGGACAAGUUGUACAGUCCAGUGUGACAAAGGAUCUUUCAUGGAGAAAAGGCUUUGAUACAGAAGGGGAACCCCUGGUCUCUGUGAAACCAAUAGUGCAAAUGGACUUAGGGAAAUCGCUAUCUGUACAAAACCUUUUACAGUCAACAGCAGAAGAACUGAAUGUGCAGAUUUCUGGAAGUGACACCAGUAGUUCAAGAGGAAGUCAAGAAUUAUACAGCAAAUGGAGGGAAUCAAAAUUAUUUAUAACUGAUGAAGAUUUGGAAACAGAGAGAGAAACUGAGACUUUUGAAGCCAUUUCCCACCCAUUAGUGGAAACGACUCUCUCUACUGACUCUCUAAGGACUGGAAUGUCAAGAUCAUCUCAAAGCAUUUGCAAGCCAGGAGACAGUACAGAUGCUCUCAGCCUGCCUCAUGUCAAACUUAAAUAGCAUUUGUGAAUUUUGUUCACAUGCUAAGUAAUCCUUUCAGUCAUACAUAUCAGAGCAUGGACAAUUUUGAAAGCCCUUUUAAUGAAUUUUUUUAAAAAUUAAAUAAAUCAGGAAGAAAGGCAGUUGUAUGAGUCCAUAUCUUUUAGUUGCAUGAAAAUGCAUGUUUAGGUGAUGGAUAAAAUUCAGAUUUAUACCUACAGUACUCUGUUCUUUCAUGUAGUACAGUAGGUAUAAAUUAGUAAAUGAAUGUUACAGAUUUAUAAAAGAACAAAAGAUUUGAACAUUUAGAAACUGUGCUGUUUCUACAGGACAGAAAUAAAAUUCUCAAGAUAUUAAAAGCACUUUCCUUCUGGUUUAAUACUAUAUAUGUCCUAAAUCAGACAAUAGUUACGUUUACAACAAAAAUAUUAUCUACAGCUGCUAACAAAGGAAACACAUAAUAUGAGAUUACAAAUGGCUGCUAGUUGCAAGCUACCAUUAAUCAUCUAUUUUAGAAUAUUGAUUUCUGUAUCCCUUUUGAGAUAUAGAACUGAUAAAAUACUUUGCACAGCACUUUUAGGUUUUCUUUGUGACAGAACCUUUUUUUUUUUUUUUUGCUAAAAAUGUACAAAACUCCAAGUUAUCAGGGAUGACCUUCAAUGUGAAAUUUUCUCUAUCUAAAUUUUUCUGAACUAAUUGAUGGUCACCUUAUGGAUCUGAAGUAUUUUGGAAAGGGAAUUAACAGAUAUUUGGUUGUAGAUAUAACAUAUUCUCCCUUUAUGAUGUAGUCUGUCCUCAGAACUGAGUUUUGAGACUGAAUGAUAGCACAAUCAGAAGUUGGGGAAAGAAGACAAAGUACUGGGUGAGAUAAGAGUAGAUCAAACAAGAACUGUAGAAAUUAAAGAAAGAGGAGAAAAAAUACUGUACAAGAAAUGAGAAUGAAGAAAACUGGAGGUACAAAAAAGAAUUUUUUUAAGUAUGUGUGCAAGAACAAGUGAGUAAUGUUGGGGGGAAACAGAAAGAAAGUUUGUAUAAUUCUAUCUUAUAAGUCAGAGACUGUUUCUCCCCACCACAUUUAAAAUACUUCUAGGAAAAUCCAAUUUGUCUGGCUGUGCUAAAAAUUAGUAGUCAUAUCCUCCAAGCAUCUGUACUGGCAAGAGCCAAAGGUUCAGCUACUGCCUGCAGAACUUUUUUGAAAAUACGAAUCUAAAAUCUGAUCUCUCCUCUGAGUAUAUGUUGCAGAACAGUUUCUGCCCCCGGCCCCACCUUGCUCCAACUCUGUCUAUAUAAGCUUGUGAUUCUUAGCCUACAGAAAAUGGAUUUCCCCCUCAACCUCUCCUCUUACUUUCUUGCUAAAUAUAAUUUGGACUGACCUGAAGCAACAAUACUAAUAAAUACUUACAAUUCUAUACUUGGUCUUUGCCACUGAAAUAUUUUAUGAGCAUAAGCACAUUCCAAUCCCACUUCCCAUAAUUAACCAAUACUGCUACUUAUAUCCCCAGAAAUUAUAUCCUGUAUGCUCAUGAGCAGGAUGUCUUGGGCUCAAGCUUCUCAAGUGAUUCCAGAGGCAUUCCACAAAUUAAAGGAGGCCACUCCUAGCUUACUUGGAACAUGUGAUGGUUUAUGAGCCAGGCCUGCUGAGAACAAUGUUAUACAGAAAAAUGUCACAAUAGUCUUAACUAUGGUUAAAUGCUGCAGAUCAUUCUGCAAACAAUUUAAACUGUUUACUCUGAAUCAGUUGUAAUUUCUGCCUCCAUAAUUCUUUUUAUACAGAAGAAUUUUCUGAAUGUUACAUCAUAAUCAUAUUAUAUGAAAGUACACACAAACUGUAAAGUGUUUACAUGGUGUCAUUCAUAUGAAACCUGCUGUUUUACAGCUGUUGCUUGGUCAAAACUUGAGGUAAAUUCCAAGAGAAGGCAUCAUGAAGCACAUGGCUGUCCUUCACUUUCCAUGCAAGUUUCCACAUUUUCCUUUUACAAUUUGUGUGUGUUUUUGCUGAAAGUUGAUUGCUGCAAGAUCUUUUGUGAGGAUUUUCCCUCUACCCCUCCCGCCACCCCCAGUAUCACAUUUGGGGCAGCAACUAGAGGCCCCUUCAUCAUAUUUGCCCUCCCCCAGCUGAUUCUGUCUACCCUUCCAAUUGCCAGAAUCAGAGGAAAAAGAGGGUGUUUUUUUAUGGCAGGCCAUUUUGCAGUGUGGUGGGACAAUGGACUUUGUCCUGCAACCUCUUAUUCCCUUGUCAACAUAACCCUUUGACAAAACUAUUUCCUGACCAGGAGAUUUACUUAUUUGGAUGUCCCGCCAAAAGUUAUAACAUUUAAAAUAUUGCAGAAUACCUACAAUGUCCAUCUCCUUUAUUUAUUGAAUGUUUUAUAGUGCCUUUUUGUGCUAUAUGUGAAAUCUCCUAAACCUGCAUUUAAGCCUAACAGAGGAGAUAAAAUGAGCAAGCAUGGCACAAGGCAAGCAACACAUGUAACAAUAAUGAGAAAUGUUUCCCUUUAAAAAAAAAAAAGAGGUAUCAUUCUGUCAAAUGUUUGUGGUAAGACCAGCAUCCAAGUGGAUCUCCAACUCAAUUUCUACUGAAGCAGAGCAGUUGCUGCUGCAAGGCAGCUAUAGUUGCUUGUCUUGGCUUAGAUGACUCACCUAUCAGAAACUGCUAUUUUUGCCUUAAUUAAAGGACAUGCUUGAGUCCUCAUAACGUUAAUUAUGCACAUAAUGAUGUAUGAGAAAGUGAAUGGCUACUUUCAAAAAUACAAACUAAUCAGGAAUAUAUCUUUUCAAAAUUACUGCUGACAAUUUGUAUUUCCCCCCUUUGUAUUGGCAAGUUUUUACAAAUACUCUUCUAAAGGUAUGUUUUUUUUCCUGCUGUUAAAUUGAUGGAAUUUAUAUAUUUAAAAUUUUUGAUCUGAAUGUUGAAAAGUGGAAUGGUAUUCAUAUUUCCUCAGUGGGAACUUAUAGAUGUGUAAUAUAAAAUGUGGGCCAUAUUUUAUAUUAUUGAAAUAAUUAACAAAAUCAAAAAUUGCCAAGAAUCUUUCCUGAAAUAUGUACUGAGCCCCUCAUUAUGCUGUCAUCUGCAUGAGUAGCUAUUUUCAUGCUUAUUUUCAUACUACUGAACUCAACAUAACAAAAGUGCAGUAUGAAGGACAAGGUCAAUAUGUCCAUUGUUAUUAAUUGAGAGUUGUUUAUGAGAGUGUGUAUAGGAGCAUAUGAAAGCUGUAAAAAGUUGGGGAAAAGAAUCUGAUCCUUCAAAUAGGUUUUGAAACUACAGUGUAAACAAAAUUGAUUUUUACCAGUAUGUAUGUUGUUUUUGAUUGACGAAAGAACUGAAAAGAAUAGUUUUGAUUAUGGUAUCUUUAGAAAGAUAUAUUUUCUUCCAUCACAUAUGAUAUAUUUUUAUUUAAAUAUGGAUAAAAUGUUCUAACCUAGAAUUCAGUAUGGCAAAGGUCAUACAUUUUUACCCACACUAUCCACAUAUCUUAUAUGUGUAUAUGAGAGAAGCAUACUUAAAUUGACUGUUUUAUUAAAUAUGGUGAUGGAUACUUCUCCUGUUCUGUGACCAGGCAAAUAAGUCUUGAACACUUUAUAAACUGCAAUGUCCAGUUUGGGCUUGCAGGCUUACUUAAUCGAAAUUCCGAUUAACUUACCUCAAUAAGAGUGUUGACCCAGUUAAGAGUAUGCAUGCUAGAGCUCAUACUUUUGCUAGGCAUCUGUUUAAAUUGAAAAUGGUAAUAUUCCAGUUAUUUCCUGAGGAAACUCAUGCUUAGCUAAAUUAAUCCAUAUAUCACAUUGACUCUUUAACAAUGAAUGCACAAAAUACUAACGGAAAAAAGGGAUAAAGAAAAGAAACAUUUAUAAAGCACAGAACAAAGUAGAAUUUAGCAGAAAAAGAGAAUUUAGCCGAAAAAGUAAAGGAAUAAAUGUUUACUCUGAAGUAAACCAAGUUGAAUUCAAUGGGACUUACUCACCUGUAAGGGCCAAACUACACAUUACACACAAACAUAUAGAAUAGUAACCCAUGGGUCUGGUUUUUGUUAACCAAAUGCCAUUGUGGAAGAGGCUGAUUAAGCAGAAAGGUAGGGGCACAAAGUGCUUAACUCUUUUCCUGCCUGCUGUUUCUUCAGCCCCAGUUACUGUAUUUCUUCCUGAAGUGGAUUUUCUUAUUUUAAAAAGGAAGAAAAAAGUACUGCUGGUUUAGUGUUACAUCAGUUUAUGUGUAAUGUGUCAUUUCCCCUUACGUGUGCUUAGAAUUGUAACCUUAGUUCCUGUCCUACAUGUUUCAGUGACAAGUUCACACAUAAAUGUGUUUAAGAUUAAGGACCUUAAUGCAUGAAUACAAGAGACUAAAUUUGUCCCUAUGUGAUUCUGUUGGCUUCGCUGGACAUACUUGCAGACAAAGACAACAAUUUGCCCUUUUGAGCCAUUUUUUCUUCUACUUGAAGGAAAUAUUAAUUUUAGUAGAGCUAAAUAUGGCAGAUUUUAGAUUUAAAAAUUGGUCAUAUUUCUGUUUUACUUUCCUCACCACCAAAUGUUUUGGCACAGUUCACAUUGAUUGCAACAUGAAGAUUCUAUAACUAUUUAAGUUAUUUACUAGGUUUUUAAAAUUCCCAGUCAUUCAGGUAGAUACAGGAUACAUUCAUAGAAGAAAUAUCUUCUGUUCUUGGGAGUGUUGGCAGAUACUUACUUUGGCCCAAAUAUAAGGGGAAGGUGCUGAAAGGUUGGUUUUAUGACAGUAAUGGAAAAACAGAUGGGACAUUUUCACUGAUGCUAAAGUGGCGCAAGCCAUUACAUUACAAUACAAUGUUAAUUGUAAUUUCAUGAUAAAAUGAAUCCAUAUUGUUGUUAAUAAAAAUGGUUUAAAAUAA
Molecule: messenger RNA, 9879 nt
Organism: Hemicordylus capensis (graceful crag lizard)
Lineage: Eukaryota; Metazoa; Chordata; Lepidosauria; Squamata; Cordylidae
Gene: KCNQ5
Product: potassium voltage-gated channel subfamily Q member 5
Exons: 15
Coding region: 2753-5041 (762 amino acids)
Biological process (GO): transmembrane transport; potassium ion transport
Cellular component (GO): membrane
Molecular function (GO): voltage-gated potassium channel activity
Source: RefSeq, a predicted model, not a curated record